UUUGCACUCCCCAGCCCUCCCCUGCUACCAAGCUCCCUUCCAAAAUUCAAAGCAACUUAAUGCCUUCAAAACAACCGCCCCCAAAACUACAGAGGAAGUCACUUACGAAAGCUGUAAGCUGUUAGUGACACCCUGCUUUAUUUUCCUUCAGACCGUGCAUUGCUAACUGACAUUAAAUUACACAUUAACUGCUGAUUUGUUUAUUGUGUGCCUACUGAGCUAUAAAGGAGUCCUGGUGGUGCAGUAGUUUAAGUGCUCAGCUGUUAACCAAACAGUUGGCAGUUUGAACCCACCAGCUGCUCCACGGGAGAAAGAUGUGGCUAUCUGUGGGGUAGUUUGUUCUACUGUGUCCUGUAGAGUCACUAUGAGUCGGAAUUGACUUGACAGCAGUGGGUUUUGUUUUUGUUUUUGACCGAACUGUAAACUCCUUAAAGGCAGUACUUGGUCAGUUUUGCAGCCAGCUGUAUCCCCACUGCCUAGAAAUGUACCUGGCUAUAGUUAGUUGUGUGUCACUAGGACAAGAAGGGUGUGAACAAAUGACUUACAACCUAAAUAGCUUCUUAUUGGUAAGAAAUGAGUAUUUCUGGAAACAGUGGGCUGGAAAUGGUCCCUUCUUGUAGAUUUUUUUCAAGAGGCUGAAACAUAUCUCUGCCACUACUUGGAGUAACUGCAUAAAAUUGACUUACACAAAAACCAGAAAACAACUGAGGCCCAGAUGAAGUCAACCCAUUGCCAUUGGGUCGUUUCUGACCACAGUGAUGAAGUCAAGGCAGGUGUAAUCUGCUUUGUACUAUGUGGUAUGUGUUGUGUAGGCAGAUGCUUCUCUGUUCUCUGCCCACUUCACCUACCUCACUUUAACUCCCUCCUCACAAUAAUGAGAGUGCAGGUGGUGAAAGAGUACCAGGUGAAUUGCCUGGUGCAUGGAAUGGUCUCUAAGCAAAAUAUGAAGAGCAGAGAGCAGUGGUUUUUGUCCUUAAUGAAGGGUGGUUCCUCUGAAUCUCCCUAAUCUCUAUGCCUCAACUGAGGGCCUGGAAGAUGCAGCCCAGCUUGUCCUUGCAGGAACUGGAAACCAGCAUAUUGCCUUUUCCCAAGCACACACUUUGAUUCCAGGGUUCCUGUGGUUUCUGUGCCCAGUGCAUCUGUCAGGUUUUACAUGAAAAGGAGUGAUUUUUCUAUAGUUACCAAGUUAGGUAGCUCUGAUGCCAACCUGUGAAGCCAGCCUAGGUCUGGCACCUCUCCUUCUCAGCAGCCAGCACUUACUGAGCAUGUCUGCCAGGCACUGUGCUAAGCACAAGGCAGGAUGACAUGCCCAGCAACUACGUUCUUCACACAUUACACCAUGUCAGGGACCUAGGUGCACCUACUAGCGUGGACUCGCAUCACGUUAAUGACAAGGACUAAGAUUACCAAUGUCUCUUGCACACAGCUGCAGUCAUGGUCCCAUCCCUGCUUUUUAAAAUAUUCUUUCUUUAUGGGCUGAUAAAGCAAUGUAGAUAAGAGAGGUCAGCUGAACAUAAAACCUAAGUGAAGAUAAACAAUGUGGGAGUGUUUUUAAAAACUACAACAGAAUACAGCCAGUUUCCAAGCUUGCUUAAUAGGGAUCCUGAAUUGACACGGACAAAUAGUGUUACUCAAUGGUGAGACAAAAGAGUAGGAAUACUGGCUGACAAGUCUGAGUUCUGGUCUUCUUGGCUCUGCCACCCAUUCAUUGGGUAAGCCUCCUACAGCCUUGGCUUCCACAAACCUAAAAAAGGGAAACAAUGUCAUCCACCUCUUAGUGUCAGUAUUGGGUAAGGAUUAAAUAGUGGACAAGAGCCUCUGAGGAAACUCUGAUCAAGGAGGGCGGAGACUAUGUAAAAAUGCAAGCUACCGAUCAUAUCAUUACAGAGACAAAUCGGCUAAAGAAAAUGGAGGAAUGUGGAAAAGAAGUCCACACUUGAGCACAGACGAAAGAUUAACAAACUGUAGCACUUAAGCCUGUGAGAGCUCCAAAUCGUUGUCCCAAAAGCAACCUCAAAGAUGAGGUCAGCCCUCCAAGAUGGGCCACUCUGACAGAAGCAAAUCUGCCAGAUUUAUCAUGUCUCGUGGCCCACCAGUCCUGGAACAGAAGUUUAAAGAUUAAAGAAGCUGAUUGACCAAGAAACCGAGUCGCAGGAAAAGAAGGAGCAGGAAAAGGAGAAGAGGGUAACCGCCCUGAAGGAGGAGCUGACCAAGCUGAAGUCUUUUGCUUUGAUGGUGGUGGACGAACAACAAAGGCUGACAGCACAGCUCGCCCUUCAAAGACAGAAAAUCCAAGACCUGACCACAAGUGCGAAGCAAACACAUGCUAAACUAGCCCUUGCUGAAGCCAGAGCUCAGGAAGAAGAGCAGAAGGCAGCCAGACUAGAGGAAGAACUGCAAACGCAGACCACAGAGUUUCACCAGAACCAAGAAGCAAUUAUGGCGAAGCUCACCAAUGAGGAUGGCCAGAAUCGUCAGCUCAGACAAAAGCUGGCAGCACUCAGUCGGCAAAUCGAUGAGUUAGAAGAGACAAACAGGUCUUUACGAAAAGCAGAAGAAGAGCUGCAAGAUAUUAAAGAAAAAAUCAACAAGGGAGAAUAUGGAAACUCUGGUAUCAUGGCUGAAGUGGAGGAGCUCAGGAAACGUGUGCUAGAAAUGGAAGGGAAGGAUGAAGAACUCAUAAAAAUGGAAGAGCAGUGCAGAGAUCUCAAUAAGAGGCUUGAAAAGGAAACAUCCCAGAGUAAAGACUUUAAACUAGAAGUUGAAAAACUCAGUAAGAGGAUUAUGGCUCUGGAAAAAUUAGAAGAUGCUUUCAACAAAAGCAAAGAAGAAUGUUACUCUCUGAAAUGCAAUUUAGAAAAAGAAAGGGCGACCACAAAGCAGUUGUCUCAAGAACUAGAGAGUUUAAAAGUGAGGAUCAAAGAGCUAGAAGCCAUUGAAAGUCGGCUGGAGAAGACAGAAUUCACCCUAAAAGAGGAUUUAACUAAAUUGAAAACAUUAACUGUGAUGCUUGUAGAUGAACGGAAAACAAUGAGUGAGAAAUUAAAGCAAACUGAAGAUAAAUUACAAGCUGCUGCUUCUCAGCUUCAAGUGGAGCAAAAUAAAGUGACAAUGGUUACUGAGAAGUUAAUUGAGGAAACUAAAAGGGCACUCAGGUCCAAAACUGAUGUGGAAGAAAAGAUGUACAGUGUAACCAAGGAGAGAGAUGAUCUAAAAAACAAGCUGAAAGCAGAAGAAGAGAAAGGAAAUGAUCUCCUGUCAAAAGUUAGCAUGUUGAAAGAUAGGCUUCAAUCACUGGAAGCAAUUGAGAAAGAUUCCUUAAAAAACAAAUUGAAACAAGAUUCUGCUAAGUCCACAACAACAUUACACCAAGAAAACAAUAAGAUUAAAGAGCUCUCUCAAGAAGUAGAAAGACUGAAACUGAAGCUGAAGGACAUGAAAGCCAUUGAGGAUGACCUCAUGAAAACAGAAGAUGAAUAUGAGACUCUAGAACGAAAGUAUGCUAGUGAGCAAGACAAAGCUCAACUUUUAUCUGAAGAGCUGGAACAUGUUAAAAUGGAACUUGCCAAGUACAAAUUAGCAGAAAAGACAGAGUCUAGCCAUGAACAAUGGCUUUUUAAAAGGCUUCAAGAAGAAGAAACUAAGUCAGGACACCUCUCAAGAGAAGUGGACGCAUUAAAAGAGAAAAUUCAUGAAUACAUGGCAACUGAGGACCUAAUAUGUCACCUCCAGGGAGAUUACUCAAUUCUGCAAAAGAAACUUAAUCAACAAGAAAGCAGGAACAAAGAUUUAGGAAGAGAAAUUGAAAACCUCACUAAAGAGUUAGAGAGGUACCGGCAUUUCAGUAAGGGCCUCCGGCCUAGUCUCAACAGAAGAAGAAUCUCUGACCCUCAAGUGUUUUCUAAAGAAGUCCAGACAGAAGCAGUAGACAAUGAACCACCUGAUUACAAGAGUCUCAUUCCUCUGGAACGAGCAGUCAUCAAUGGUCAGUUAUAUGAGGAGAGUGAGGACCAGGAUGAAGAUCCUAAUGACGAGGAGCCAGUGCUGUCCUUCAAAUGCAACUCAUCAACUCCUUGUCCUGUUAACAGGAAGCUAUGGAUUCCUUGGAUGAAAUCCAAGGAGGGCUAUCCUCAGAAUGGAAAAAUACAAACUAAACCCAAUGGCAGCUUUGUGCAACCUGGAGAUCUGGUACUAAGCCACACACCUGGGCAGCCGCUUCAUAUAAAGGUUACUCCAGACCAUGUCCAAAACACAGCCACUCUUGAAAUCACAAGUCCGACCACAGAAAGUCCUCACUCCUACACAAGCACAGCAGUAAUACCGAACUGUGGCACCCCAAAGCAAAGGAUAACCAUCCUCCAAAAUGCCUCCAUAACGCCAGUGAAAUCCAAAAUCUCUACCGAAGGCCUCACAAAUUUAGAGCAAGGCAUGUCCCCAAUUACCAUGGCAACCUUUGCCAGAGCUCAGACCCCAGAGUCUUGUGGUUCUAUAACUCCAGAAAGGACAAUGUCACCUAUUCAGGUUUUGGCUGUGACUGGUUCAGCUAGCUCUCCUGAGCAGGGACGCUCCCCAGAGCCCAUAGAAAUCAGUGCCAAGCACGCGAUUUUCAGAGUCUCUCCAGACCGGCAGUCAUCAUGGCAGUUUCAACGUUCAAAUAGUAAUAGUUCAAGUGUGAUAACUACUGAGGAUAAUAAAAUCCACAUUCACUUAGGAAAUCCUUACAUGCAAGCUGUGGCCAGCCCUGUGAGACCUGCCAGCCCUUCAACACCACCACAGGAUAACCGAACUCAGAGCUUAACUAACGGGGCACUAAACAAAACGACCAAUAAAGUCACCAGCAGUAUUACUAUUACACCAACAGCCACACCUCUUCCUCGACAAUCACAAAUUACAGUAAGUAAUAUAUAUAACUGACUACCCUCACCCUCAUCCAGUCCAUACUGAUAUUCUUGCAAGGAACUCAAUCCUUUUAUAAUCAUCCCUUCAAAUCCCUGAAAAGCCUGACUGAACUUGUACUUUGGGAAGGUUUGUGCAUGAACUAUACAAGAGUAUCUGAAACUAACUAAGUGUUGCCUGCAUAGUCAUAUCAAGUGUGCAUUUACUGUUUAUCUUUUCAUUUACAUACCUGUAUGGAAAAUAUUUAGUCUGCACUUGUAUAAAUACAUCUGUAUGUAUUUCAUUUCCCAUAACUCACAUUAAUUUGAUUGCAACUUGUCUUGGUGAAAUACUUUAACAUUAUAAAACAGUAAAUAAUUUGUUAUUUUUACCAUAGCUUGCUGGAUUUUCUUUUGGUCAUUUAGUUUUGUAUUUUUGCAUGUACAAUAGAAUUUCAUUUCCUGUUCAUAAUGUCUAUUAAUCCUUCCUUCAAACAAACAAACAAACAAAAAAAAAACUGGCCUACUUCCCAUAAACAGUCAACUUUUGACCACAUGCUAGAGGAGGAGGAAGUGGUUCUAAUAAAUCAAAAUUUAUUUUUCUGAUUUCAAUGUGAAGUAUAUGGUAUCUCAAGAGCAAACUUAACUUGAUGCUUGGGAUGUAUCUCAAUAUCCAUGGUGUCCAGCUCAGAGCUUGGUACAUGAUAGGUACUUAGUAAAUAUCUACUGAUAAUUACUGAAUAAAAUAACAUUAAAUACUUUGCUUCUUAUAAGAACAUAUUAGCUGAUGGUGAAAGUAAAAAGCUUGAAAAUAUGACAGGCAGCCUGAGAAAGUACAUCUGGCAAUACAAGUUACUUGACAAUCAAGAGUUGACUGUAUUUCUACCACAGACCAAGCCCCUCAUAAAACAUUUAUGUCUACAUUCAAACCUGGUAUCAGCCACUAUGACAUAAAAAGCUUUUAAACACUCAAAUAUGUUUCAAAGCAAAAAUGUCGUUCCUUUUCCGUCUUCCUGUUUGGUUCCCAAAGUAGUUUGGAUUACUUAAUGUAGGUGAUAUCUACCCUGCUAGUAAGUGCCCUGCGUUCAGAAGAUUUCAACUUAAUGGUAGUUUUUUGUUUUUUUUUUAGCUUUCAACAAGCAAAUAAAAGCCAAAGAUAGUUAUGAACACAAGUAAUAGACAAGCAUAUUGACAAGCAUAUUUUUAAAAAAUUAUACAGUAUGUUUGUUAGUUGAAGGAAAUUGUAUACUGUAAAUUUCUUCAAUUAUUGUUGUGUUAUUAUAUAUGUACUAUAAAUUUAUUAGGUACACAGCACAUAGCACCAGCCUUAGCAUCGUAGAAAUUGCUAUACCUGGCUCCUGGGACCCCCUGGGCAUAACACACACUUAUGUAAGAGAACACCAGCUCUCAGGGGAACAUUUUAAAUUACAAAUCUGGUUCCUGAGUCAUAUUCCAAAAAAGAUGAUUUCAGACAAAGUAGCUCAUCACCAUCUUCCCUUUUCCAACCCCUUAACUGUUAAUUUAGUGUGGUCAAUUUUAUUGCCGAUUAUUGAUUUUAAACACAACUGAUUUAGACACUCAGGCAAACUUGUGAAGACCUUUAAAAGUAAAAGAAAUCUCUCACAAUUACACUGUUUUCCCCUGCAAAAUCAAUUUCAUGAUGGCAAAGCGAAGAUUUGUUGACAGAAACACUUCCAUGGUGAUGAACUGCAACACCAGCCCUGUGGGCUUGCAUCAUCAUUAAAUAAAUUUGGAUGAAAGCUGAAGUUGGUGAUGGAUGAGAAAGCUUCUGUUUAAACAUAUUUAUCUUGGGAAUUGGCAGUGACCCAACUGUAUUACAAAAUACACGAUGGUCUAAGUGUUUUUCAAAACUAUUUUUAUUUUUAAGUCACCUUGGUCUAGAAUUUUAGAAGGAACUACACACUUCAUCUUAUGUCUUUCAGAGUAGACCUUAAUAAUGCUGUUGCAUAAAAUCUUUCUCCAGUUAAUAAUCAAGAGAAGGUACAUGUAAAGUUUUGGAGGGCAGUGAUCAACCGAUCAUAAAAUUAUGAGCAACAGAAACUAGAGAACGAAGUCUUCCUGGUGCUUCCCAACCUUUGUCACAUAAUGGCACAAACAGAAAACAUUUGCACAGCAUUGGGGAAAGGGGAUAAAGUGGCAGAGAUGACUGGCUGACGGACUCCCAUCACCGCUAACCUCUCCUGGCUGCCCCAAGGGCUGGGGGAACUGCUUUCUUGGCACACCUGUAACUAAUAGAGGUUGGGAAGCUCUGGGCUAUUCAUCAACCCACUCAUUUUGUAAGGAUUCAAUUUCCUACUCUUCUGUGAGCCAGAGCAUUUCUCUACAAUAAGGUUAGCACCACAAGUCCUGUGCUCCAUGAUUAUAAUGUACAAAGUCUUGUUUCAUCAUCUGCCUCAGAUCUUAACUAUAAAUAAGCUUCCCAAGUGGUUAAUCAUUACUGGAAAUUUACUGAACCUUCAAGGAUUCCUCUCUUUUGAAGGCUCCUCCACUGGGAGGAUUCCUUCAGUAUAACAAUUCAUAUCAUCAUCAAAAUAAACUUUAGGAGCAAGGUCAGAUUAAUAACUUGUAUGUAGGUUAUUACGAGUGCCACUAAUUAAAGUUCAGGGUAAAGACAGCAUCAUUUCUGAAAAACAUCUUUCCUUUUCAAUAAAAUGACAUAUAACAUGAUACACUCCAGAUUUCUGCCCUUCAAUCUUAAAAAUAACUUCUUACAUACUUUUUUCGGCAUGUGUGUGACUGUGCGUUUGGGAGGUUACAGAAUUUCCUCUACAUUCACAUAUAAUCACAGAAGAGCCUUGAAAAAACCAGGAAGGAGAGAGGGCAUGACACUGGGAAAUCUCCAUAUGAGAUAGAGGCAGCAGCCCGUACUGGUGGAGGCUUUCAUUCUUCGGAGCAGAGGAAAGAAGGCCCAUGAGAGGCCCAUAGAAGACAGAUCGUUUUUAUACACAUCAAUGAUAUAUUCCUCUCAUUGGUCAAAGUUUCAGCUUCAGAACCAAGUUUCAUUCUACUCACUGUUCCACUCUAACUUGUAGAGUUGCAGCAUCCUAUCACAGAUAUGAAUGAUUUUACCACAUUCUUCCUUCCAUCUAGAAGCAAUGGCCAACCCUUCCCCAAGAGAAGGCUACUGCUCCCUAGGGGCACUGGCAAAAAUGAAAUCCUCCUCCUCACUGGAAGAGCUAUAUGCAUUACUAUAGUUGUAUCUUUGCAUAUAAAGGAAGGUCUCUGUACUUGUUCAGGAUGAUGACAGGAUUACAUAACUACUCAGAACAUCUCUACAACUGUAUUACACAAUGGAAAGAUACUGUAUCCUUUGUGGGGUCUUCAUGGCACCAGAAAGACAAAAUUAGGGGCACUGUAAGAUGGUCAUAAAAUGGAUAGAUUAAACUGUUUAGACAUUUGUAGCCCAAGGAUUCUAUGGUCUUUAUUGAAUGAAUUAUGACUCCAAAUAUGUUGUUAGGAGCUUCUUUAUUCUGAAUCUUUACAAACUGAAUCUCCUUUGAAACUUGUUAGACAAAUGCAGGGAAAAAAAAACAAACAAAAAAACAAACUUAUUGCCGUUGAGUCAAUCCCAACUCACAGCAACCCUACAGGACAGAGUAGAACUGCCCCCAUAAGGUUUCCAAGGAGCCGCUGAUGGAUUCAAACUGCUAACCUUUUGGUUAGCAGCCAUAGUGCGCCAAGAGCUUUAAAUUAACCAACACUCCAGUUUCCCUGUACCUUAGUUUCUGUAACUAAUUUUUUUUUCCCUUCAAAAUAAUUAUUUUGCUUUGCAAUUUCAAGCGAAAAGAUAAUCAGGCAAAAAUGCGUGCCCAGAACUUUAAGAUCAGUGUUUCUUAAUGUAGUUUUAUGAGAAUCCCUUGACAUUAUUAACAUGAAGCCCCGUCCAGAGCUAUCAAAUCAGAAGCUCAGGGGUAUAGGACCCCCGGAAUCUGCAUUUAAACAAGCUUCCCUGCUUAGUAUGCACCCAAAAGUUGGAAUUCCACUGUUUUAGAAGUUCCUGUAUUGAUAAACAUAGUCCCAUGCCAUCAAAAUGAAUUACACCUGUCCCAGGAAUUGUGACUAUUCUGCCCUCUAGUGGCUGGCAUGACAAACAGAAGGCUCAUUCCCCAAGUUUUCUUUCUGUUCAAAAGGGAAAACUCAAUAGAAAGUACCAUUUUACUGUGUGGGAAGGUUCCCAGUUCUAUAAUGUAGCAAAGCAUAGGUGCCGGGACCCUUAGCUGAGCUGUAGCAGGCUCUCUGUCACCUACAAGCUCUUCUCCUCUCCCAGAUUUCCAGGCCCUCAAUUUAACCCUACAGCAUUUCUUGGGAAUGGUCCAGAAUAUAUAUUAAAGAGAGCAGCUGGAUGAACCAAAACAAAGAGCUCCAUUCACCUAAGGCCAUAGUGAAGCAAAUGAAAGAAACAGUGAGGAAGACAAGUGAUUUACUAAAGUCCCCAAACCUUAAACCCUCUUUGAAUUCAUUUUCAUUUAAACUCCAAACACUUUCUUCAAGCUAAAUUAAGAAGCUAAACCUUUUGUGCAAAUACAUCAGAACAGGCAUUCCCCCAAAGGCAACGCUAUAGGGUAAAGAAUCCUGAGGGAGGGAGUUCAGCAAGUUAACUGGUCAGCACCUCUAAGUACUUUAUAAUUUGAUAUCAAAUUAACGCCCUUCACAUGGCAGUACUUACAAAUCUGUCAGCAUUCCAUCAGGACACCAUGUUUUAUAUUCACAACGCUGCCAUAAAAAUGUACUCCAGGCUAACCUUUGGCCUUGCAUUCAGUUAUACCAGGAAUAAUCUCUUGUGGUCUCAUUUUAAAAUUUCACUAUCAAAGUUAUUGGUCAAGAUAAAAUUUAUCUGAUUGUUUGAGGCAAUUUUUUUAAAGAUUUAAACUAGUUCUCUUAUUUUAGUGAGUUUUUCGCCCAUAGCCAAACGAUAGCCCUGUAUGAUGUAAUUUUUGUAAGGUUACCUGAGAUCAACCAUCAACUGCCUACAAGUAGAUUCCGACUCAUGGUGACUCCAUGUGCAUCAGAGUAGAAAUGUGCUCUAAAGGGUAUUCUUUCUUUUCUUUUCUUAAAUAAUU
Molecule: messenger RNA, 9955 nt
Organism: Trichechus manatus latirostris (Florida manatee)
Lineage: Eukaryota; Metazoa; Chordata; Mammalia; Sirenia; Trichechidae
Gene: FILIP1L
Product: filamin A interacting protein 1 like
Exons: 2
Coding region: 2233-4914 (893 amino acids)
Source: RefSeq, a predicted model, not a curated record